GGCUUUGUAGAGGUGAUCUCCCCGGAGGCAGCUCAGCAGGCAGUCCGGCAACUGAAUGGGAACCUGCUGAACGGACGGCGCAUCACUGUGGCUAUUAAGGAGGAACGGAAAGUCCGCCAACCUCCAAAGGACACCCCAGAGAUGCCGGAGCUGGAACCUGUGAUCUGCCAAAGACAAGGAUCGGACUCUGAUGCCAUCCUAAAAACUGGAGUCCAGAACCCGCCUCCUUUAGAGCAGAAGGUCCAUUAUGGUGUUCCCAUGGAAAUGAGAAGUUUGUUUCUGCUGCAUAUGUUGAAGGACUGCUUCAAGGAUGGGGACUGGCUGUUCUCCGUUUCCAAAGUUGUCGGCAAAGUGGGGCUUCUGGUGAUGGAGUCGAUGCCACAGACACCAUAUUUCUGGGCUAUCAUCCUUACAAAGGAAUGCUAUCAAAAAAUGCAGAAGCUGUUCACGGACUUGGGGGCGGUGGAGUCUCGGUUGCCCUUUCUGACCAAGAAGGAGGCCCAGCGAGGGAUGCGAUGCUUGGCUGAGUGCACCGUGGGGGAUGAAGGCAAGGCCUGGAACAGGUGCUGGAUAUUUGACAAGAUUGAAGAUUUGGCCGUCGUGUUCUUUGUGGACUUCGGCUGCUCUGCUAUGCUCCCCUUGACCUCUCUGCGGAAGCUGGAUAUGGAUGAGUUCUGGUCAAUAAGCCCUUUGGCACAGCCCUUUAUGCUCCAAGAUGAGGUUCUCCCAUCUCAAAUCAUGAUGAGACAAAUUUUGGAAGGGACAGUGGUCGGUCCAUUAGAAAGAGAGCCCCAGAUUUUGAAGUUCACUCUCCAAGCGCACUAAGAGGACAUUGUGUGAAGUUGAGAGAGGCUCCUGCGCACUUCGGAGUCAUGUACAAAUUCAGCAAGCUUAUGUAAGCCUGCGGAUACUGUGCUUAAGAUUCAUUGAUUGCAUCCCAAACUUUUAAUUUGUCUUUGGUUUUUAUAAUAGUUUAUGAUGGAUGAGGAGCGUUUGGUCUCUGCAGUGUUGGACUACAACACCCAUGAUUUCUUUCCAUAGCUAUGUUGGGUGGGGUUGAUCUAGCCAAAGGUUCCCCAUUUCUAGUUUACAAGCUCUUUGGUUCGGAAUAUUAGGGGUUCUCUUUAAACAAGGCAACUUCCUUUUGGGAAAGAAAGUUGGGAGAGCAUUUUUGAGCCAGCAGGAGAGGGGCAAAGUAGUAGCCUCUAAAUGCUAAACUGCAACUCCCAAAAUCCCUGGCUAGAAUAGCGGUUUGAAUCAUAGGUUGUGCUGGCUGUGUGCCAUUAUAAAUCUUGUUGAAUCAUAGGUUGGCCACCCUGAAUGAUGUAUCUGUUUCAUGCCGUUUUGUCAGGACUAUCGAUUUAGAGGUAAUCUGUUUUUGUCCACCCUAUUUCUGAGUUUAUUAAAAAAAAGGCUAUGUUCUUGACA
This is a messenger RNA of Sceloporus undulatus (fence lizard), 1428 nucleotides long. RefSeq names its product tudor domain containing 10 (gene TDRD10). The record is from RefSeq and is a predicted model, not a curated record. Lineage: Eukaryota; Metazoa; Chordata; Lepidosauria; Squamata; Phrynosomatidae. The coding region runs from base 142 to 825 and encodes 227 amino acids. The transcript has 8 exons.